CGAUGCCUUCAGUGCGAAAGUGUCGAUCAGAUCAGAUUCGUUUGCGACAUGGCGGACUGGCGGCUGUUGCCGGGAUUAGUUUUAUCCUUGGUAUUUUGGGUGGGAGCUGAAGAUUGCUCCAAACUUUGCCAGGAAGCUCCGGCGGUGGAAACGGAGGAUGGCUGUCUUUGCGGAAAAAUGAUGCCGGGACUGGAUGGCCCGGAGUUUGAUGCGUUUCUGGGGGUUCCUUACGCGAAACCUCCCGUUGGAAAGCUGAGGUUUGCUAAUCCAGUUCCGAGUGAUCCCUUCGAAGGGUUCUACAACGCGAGCUAUAGCAGAAGUGAAUGUAUUCAGAAGAACGAGUUGGUACCAAUGAAGGAUCACGUAUCGGGUGAUGAAGAUUGUCUGUAUCUGAAUGUUUAUCGACCAUUGGAAAGAAACUCGCUCCUUCCGGUGAUGGUUUAUAUCCAUGGAGGUGGAUUCAUCUCUGGGAAUGCUCAUCCGCAGAUGGUAGGACCUGAGAAGUUUAUGGACACUGGUAAGGUGCUGAUGGUGACCGUACAGUAUCGAUUGGGUGCUUUUGGAUUCUUCUCUACUGGGGACAAAUACGCUCCAGGAAAUUUCGGCCUCAAGGAUCAAUCCCUCGCCUUGAGAUGGGUUCAAAAUAACAUCGAACGCUUCGGUGGUGAUCCGGAAAAGGUGACAAUCUUCGGAACAAGUGCUGGAGCAAGUUCAGUGCAACUUCAUAUGAUGAGUCCACUUAGUAGAGGACUUUUCUCCAGAGCUAUUCUGUCCAGUGGAAGUGCCCUCGCCCAUUGGAGUCGUCCUUUUGAGAAACAACUCUUCAUGGCAAGGGAUUUAGCCGAAGCUGCCGGAUUCCGAAGCAAGCAGCAACUAACCUCAAAGCAGAUCGUCGAAUCCCUAAGGAAGGUUAAGGCCGCUGAUUUGAUUGAAACUAUGGAAAGCUUGAAGUAUUGGGACAUCAAACCAACGAUUCUUUUCCGACCGGUUGUCGAGGAACAUUGGGACGAAGAAACGUUUAUGAAAGAAGACCCCAGAAAACUUUGGGCCGAUGGAUUCUACGAGAAGGUCCCUUGGAUGACAGGGUUCCUACCCAAUGAGGGUGCCGUAUUCUCUGUACCAAUUUUGAGCAACAUAACCCGGAUGAAGCAGUUCAUCGAGAAUGAAAAGUCUUUUAUCCCACUGUUGAGUGGAACUCCUAGAACUUCAACGAAUACUAUCAAUCGAAGAUUCUUCAAUGGUGAACCUAUGAACAAGCGUAAUGCUGAUGGGUUAUCAAAGCUCGUAUCGGAAUCGGCCUUCCUAUAUCCGAUGAUUCGGAGCGUGCGGCAACACGUGGACAACGGAUUCCUGUCGGAUGCACCGGUAACGGUGUUCUACUUCAACUUCCGUGGUCGAUACCACAUGGCACCACUAUUUGCGGGGGCGCUUCCCUUCAAGGACUACGGUAUCUGCCACGGGGAGGAGCUACCGUAUCUGUUCCGGAUGAGCGAAGCUUUCCCGGAUGCGGACCUGGACUCGCCGGAGAUGGCCAUGUCUCGGGAGCUGAUCAACGUAUUUGUUGGUUUUGCCUAUGAAGGAACCCUAACGCCGGACUUCCGGCGGUGUCAUCGAUGUGAUCUCAGCAAAAAGGUUGGCUUCGUGGAGUUUACCAACUCCCAGGAUGGGUCGCCGAGGGUUAGCUAUCUGGGGCCGGAGAAUGUGCACAUGAAGCGGCUGAACGAAAUCUACGACUGGUGGUCCGCGAUGGAUAUUUGAAGGAACUUAGGAGGAUUAGUUAAGAAUGUAAUGUGUGAAUGCAGUUGAUUUCUUAUUUAAUGUGUGAUCGUAACAUGUUUACCU
Messenger RNA from Uranotaenia lowii, 1842 nucleotides. Its product is annotated as juvenile hormone esterase-like. The transcript has 4 exons. Bases 49 to 1758 code for a protein of 569 amino acids. NCBI's taxonomy places the organism in Eukaryota, Metazoa, Arthropoda, Insecta, Diptera, Culicidae. The record is from RefSeq and is a predicted model, not a curated record.